AUGGCUCCGGACGCUGUGGAGAUAGCUCCUAUCGAGAAGAGGGUCGGGGAGACGAGUGAUGCGAAACAGACAGGGCUGCACCAGGAUGUUGAGGUUGGACCUGAGAUGAUUGAUAUCGACAGGAUCGAAAGGGUGUAUUCCAAGCUCGAUCGCCGGAUACUUCCAGCAUUCUGGGUUCUCUACUUCUUAUGCUCGGCGAUUCGCUCCAACAUUGGACUUGCUCAGACUAUGAAUCUAGCGGAAGGCCACGAUCUUGGAUCAGUGCUCAACAUAACACCGAAACAGGUCUCUACUGGUCUGGCGUUGUUCUACGUUUGCUAUGUCAUCUUUGACCUUCCUUCCAAUCUCAUCAUGUCGAGGGUCAGCCCGCACGCCUGGAUGAGUCGCAUCGUCACCUGUGUUGGCAUCAUUGGCAUGUGCUUAACUGCUAUGAACGCUGCUUGGAACCUCUACCUUCUCCGACUGCUACUGGGUAUCGUUAUUGCCGGCAUGUGGCCUGGUAUGUCGUACUAUCUGACUCUCUUCUACCCCCCCUCCCGCACCGGUAAGCGUAUUGGGCGCUACUUCACAGCAUCUCAAAUGUCUGCGGCGGUCGUAGGUCUGGUUUCAGCUGGUUUCCAGAAGAUGGACGGAGUAGGUGGCCUAGUUGGAUUCCAGUGGAUGUUCCUGUUGUAUGGUAUCAUCGGCUUCAUCGUCGGCAUAUCGCUACUUUGGUGGCUUCCCGACAGACCACUACCCCCAGGUGAAGUCCGUAAGCGAACUGGGUUGGCGAGAUGGCUACCACAAGGCAAACCGGCCCUCGAAGGCGAAGACGCGCGCAUUCAUUACGAAGACUUGACUCGCGUCUACAGCCGCAAGUUAUGGAACAUGAAAGACCUCUGGCACGUCGUAAUCGACUGGAGGAUCUACCCGCUUGUCAUCAUGUAUUUUGGUGUAGUGGGAGUAGGCAACGGAACACAAGCUUACGCGACCGUUAUCAUCCGUGGAAUCAACCCGAGCCUCACAGGUAUCCAGCUCAGUUUGCUCUCGGCGCCCAUCUGGAUUAUGGAUCUCAUUGCUAUUCUACUCGUGACGCCAAUCUCGGAUCGUUUCCACCACCACCGUCCUGCUUUCUUCAGCGGCGCCGUUGUGAUACAGAUUGCAGGUCUUUUGAUCGCCACAUUCGCCAAAAACUGGUCGCGUUACGGUGGCGUUCUACUUAUUGGCUUCGGGCUGGGGCCGACGGUGCCCAUCUGCAUGGCCUGGUCCAACGAGAUCUUCCAGCCCCGCCACGGAGAGGUGGGUGUAGCAGCAGCUAGCGCACUCGUGUCUGGACUUGGUAACCUGGGAAGUAUUUUGACAACCUACGCACUAUACUCUGGGUGGCCCGAAGAUGCCAAGGAUGGUCCGCACAAGUACCGCAACAGCAACUUCGUCAUGAUCGCCAUUCUAUGUGCCAGUAUACUGAGCGCGGGAAGCAUGGUCGUCUUACUGAAGGUAUUCGGUGACAACAAGGGCAAACAGAUUAGUAGUGCAAGCUCGACUAGCGAGGGCGAGGCUGCAUACGUGGAUGGUGCUGCACGGCGCGAGGUUCAGCAGAGGGGUCUGGGACGAAUCCCUGCAUCGGCAUACCUGCUAACACUCCAUUGCUCCCAAGGACGACAAGCCCCACUACACACCCGUCGUUCUAGUUAUACCACACGCAUCAUGUCUGCCGCAAUCGAUAAUGAAGACCUCGAGGAGCUCUCCAUCUCCAUGCCCGCCCAACGGCGAGGAGCCGGCGCAGCAAGCACCGCCAAGGUCCAGGACCAUGCCGUCGCGCCGCCCGCUGCGCUCCCUACAGCUGUACAGGAGAGUAGGAGCAAGGACUCCAAGGCAAACCAGCGACUUGGACAGUAUACCAUAGUCAGGACACUGGGUGAGGGCUCGUUUGGUAAAGUCAAACUGGCGACACACCAGGUCAGCGGCCAGAAGGUGGCUCUCAAGAUUAUAAACCGCAAGAGACUGGUCACAAGAGACAUGGCAGGCAGGAUAGAGCGCGAGAUUCAGUACUUGCAGCUGUUGCGGCAUCCGCACAUCAUCAAGCUCUACACAGUUAUAACGACGCCGACGGAGAUUAUCAUGGUCCUCGAAUACGCCGGUGGUGAACUGUUCGACUACAUCGUCAACCAUGGGAAGCUGCAGGAAGCCCAGGCGCGCAAGUUCUUCCAGCAGAUCGUAUGCGCCGUCGAAUACUGCCACAGACACAAGAUCGUCCACCGAGAUCUCAAGCCAGAGAACCUCCUGCUCGAUGACGACAGCAACGUCAAAAUCGCCGACUUUGGACUCAGUAACAUCAUGACAGACGGCAACUUUCUCAAAACAAGCUGCGGUAGUCCAAAUUAUGCCGCACCCGAAGUCAUAUCAGGGAAGCUGUAUGCGGGUCCAGAAGUCGACGUCUGGAGUUGCGGUGUCAUCCUCUACGUUCUCCUAGUAGGCAGACUACCCUUCGACGACGAAUACAUUCCUACCCUGUUUAAGAAGAUCGCCGCUGGACAAUACAGCACACCAAGCUAUCUAUCUCCUGGCGCCACGUCCUUGAUCAGGAAGAUGUUGAUGGUCAACCCCGUACACCGCAUCACAAUCCCAGAACUUCGAAUAGACCCCUGGUUCACCAAAGAUCUGCCCGCGUAUCUUGAGCCGCCUGCCCAAGACUUCUUCGACAGCGGGGCGGAUCCGAACAAGGCAAUAGAUCCCAAGGCGCUUGCACCGUUGGCAGAUGCUCCUCGCGUACAGGCGCUACACGAGAACGUUGUCUCGAAGCUUGGCAAGACUAUGGGUUAUGCAAAGCAUGAUGUGCAAGACGCGUUGGCACGCGAUGAGCCUAGCGCGAUAAAGGAUGCUUACUUGAUUGUUCGGGAGAAUGAGAUGAUGCGGAAGAACCCAUUAUUGACGGGCCCUGAAUGGGACCACAUGUCGCCUCCCACUCACGACAGUCAUAUGGACAAAUUCAGGCCUCAGUCUUUGAAUGCUGCUUCUCGUCCACAGUUCAUACCCCCGUCUAACUCGGAACACGAACGAGCACGUCAAGGCUCCAACGCUAGUAGCCAACUUGCGAACGUUCGAAGUCCCGUCAGCACAGUAGCUAUCCUGCCAAGCAGUCUCACGGAAUAUCAUAAAGCCUAUAUGAAAGGUCAUCCGAGACCGCUCAACAAAGUCCAAGAACAUGAUGGUCUCCCACCGACCCCAGAACAAACUGAAGAACAACGACAGAUCUCAGCCAGAAGGUUAAAGCCGAAUUUCCGCACCAUGCCAGAAGCAGGGAGAAAUAAACCUGAGCCAAUGACGAGUCUGCCAGCUAAGAAGCCACGAGCGACCAAGUGGCAGUUCGGCAUAAGAUCGAGGAACCAGCCUGCGGAGGCUAUGCUUGCCAUUUUCAAAGCUCUGAAAGCUAUGGGUGCAGAUUGGGAAGUACCCAAGAUACGUAGAGCAGGUGGCAGAAGCGGAUCCCGCAGUCGCAGUACUUCCCGAACUCCUGAUGAUCGCUCGCCGCCAAAAUCGCGAAGCCAGUCGCAAGAUUCGAUAUCAUCGCACUCGUCGCACGAAGACCAAGGAGCUAGGGUGAAUUCGCCACAUCGGGAGCCGCUCUCUGUACGUAACAAAGACGCAAAUGAGCAGGAGACACGAGGUCGGCAAAAGAGGCAUUACAAUCACACCAACGACUGGGGCUACCAUGUCCCAGAAGACCCAUGGGUAAUCAAUGCCCGCUUUCGCAAAGAGGGCAUGUUCCCUCCUGGUGUCGCACAUCCCUCUUCCACGCACUCGUCGCGCGUCGAUCUCGCCAACGACCCCUCAGGUCUUCGCAGGCGUAGUUCGACCAACGCGAGCAUAUCCAGUAACAGUCACGGUGUAGAUGGCAUGACUCCAUCUGAGCGUGCAGCUUCUCGCGCGGCUUCGAUUAGCGACGGGCACCCUGACCCUGACGAGGCAGUCUACAUCUACAUGUCCAUUCAACUGUACAGUAUCGACCGCGACUUCUUUGUUGUAGACUUCAAAUGCGCAGGCUACGAACGUCUCGUAUCUAACCUGGUUCGCGAAAUCAAAGCGUCUCCUUCUCUCACACUAUCCUCCAGUCAUUCAAACCCGCACCAAGAUGGCUGGGACGACGAACAAGGUGUUUGGCGCAGACUGGGCGAAGGCGAACCACUGCCAGAGGAUCUGGCGAAUAAGCUCCGCGAGGGAGGUACGGAUAUCCUCCGAGAGCGGACGGAGCUUGUUGGUGCUGGAAGGCAAGAGGGAGAGAAGAUUGUCACUAGUCCAUUUCCUUUCUUGGAUGUCGCUAGUACGCUCAUUCUGCAGCUGAGCGGGGAGUAA
This is a messenger RNA of Alternaria atra, 4332 nucleotides long. RefSeq lists its product as uncharacterized. Gene Ontology annotation, molecular function: transmembrane transporter activity; protein serine/threonine kinase activity; ATP binding. Lineage: Eukaryota; Fungi; Ascomycota; Dothideomycetes; Pleosporales; Pleosporaceae. Gene Ontology annotation, cellular component: cytoplasm. The coding region runs from base 1 to 4332 and encodes 1443 amino acids. The record is from RefSeq and is a predicted model, not a curated record. The transcript has 8 exons. Gene Ontology annotation, biological process: intracellular signal transduction; protein phosphorylation; transmembrane transport.